AGCGGCUGCAGGAAGCUAGGAACACACGCGAAAAGGAGCAAAACAUAAAUAAAAAAGAUAGAAGAAGUCAAAACUGCAUGCCCCCCUCAGAAGGAAGCUGUUGCGGCAGGACCAAAGGGUCGCACUCUGCUGCAUGACAGUGAUUUGCAGCAAAAACAUCUGCUUAAAAUUCUGUUGGUUUCCAGUGCACAUCAAGAUCUCACUGAAGAGUUUUGCCUUGGCUGCACCAUGAUCUCUGCUGUCCUUCUCCUCUGGACUGUGCCCUGUGUGGCAAACCACAUCCUCAGCGGCUUUGUCAAGGGAGGGCUGCAGGAAGGCCCCCAGCAGCUGGCAUGCAGCGUGCCAGGCCCCCCCGGCCCCCCUGGUCCUCCCGGAGCCCCUGGCUCUCCAGGGACAGUCGGCAGAAUGGGCUUCCCUGGCAAAGACGGCAAAGACGGCAAGGAUGGGGACAAGGGAGAGCAUGGUGAUGAAGGCCCACAAGGCAGAACAGGAAACCCAGGCAAGCCAGGACAGAAGGGGAAAGCAGGAGCUGUUGGCAAGGCAGGUCCACGAGGUCCAAAGGGUUUAAAGGGUAAUCCUGGAAAAAAUGGAGCACCAGGAAAGAAAGGGCCCAAAGGGAACAAGGGUGAGACGGGGAUGCCAGGACCCUGCACCUGCAACGCCAGAGCAGCCAAAUCCGCCUUCUCUGUGGCUGUCUCAAAAAGUUACCCAAGGGAAAGGCUACCCAUCAAAUUUGACAGGAUCCUGAUGAAUGAGGGAGGACAUUACAAUGCUUCCAGUGGAAAAUUUAUAUGCAGCAUUCCAGGUAUUUAUUACUUCACUUACGAUAUCACUUUGGCCAACAAACAUCUGGCCAUUGGCUUAGUCCAUAACGGGCAGUACCGAAUCAAGACUUUUGAUGCAAACACUGGUAACCAUGAUGUCGCCUCGGGAUCAACUAUUCUUUCUCUGAAGAAGGAGGAUGAAGUAUGGCUGCAGAUAUUUUACUCAGAACAAAAUGGACUCUUUUAUGAUCCUUACUGGACAGACAGCUUAUUUACUGGCUUCCUGAUAUACCCCGAUCAAGAUUAUCUCAAUGAAAUAUAGGAUGAGAGACUAUCCUGUGGGGGAAAAGGAGGAAAUGUGUAUGAAAGCUUAUUGCACCAAAGUAUAGCCUGUACAUGGACAUGCAUGAGAUUGUCACAUGAUUCCACAUUCUUGGAGCUAACAGCCUGUAUGGGCUAUUUGGAUGUUUACUUGAUGUCAUCAAAUAUUCCACGGGUGCUAGGAUCAAUAGGAUGCAGUUUAAAGUAGCCUUAUGAGUCUCCAAAUCUCCAAGAUGCCUGUAAUGGUUUUCCGUGGCCAUUCAACAGUGCUAUGGACAUGCAACUUUAACAGUAGUGCAGAAUGUUUUGAUUAUUUUAUUAUUAUAAAGCAUGCAGACAAAAACUCAUUUUCUGAAAGCCUAUUUGGAAGGGGUAUUGACAUUGCAGACUAUAUCAGUUCCCCUCCCUCUCCAAUAAUAACAAUCCUUAUUAACACAAAGUUAAACUUCCCUAGCAGCUUAGAAGUCAGGAAAUUGUCAGCUAACAUUACAAAAGUAACCAUAAUUCUCAGCCCUAUCAAAGCAGUACUAAUAAGCAAAGGUGUCAGAUCUAAAGGAGAAAUGACACAAAGGAAUGAUCUCAUUUUUUAAAAAAGUUAAAGGUAAAAUCUGUAGGAUGUGAACUGUUCCAUUGAGUACUACUGGCAUUUCUCAGAUUUUAUCCUCAAUAUACAAUGACCAUUGCUUGAUUGCCCUGCAGUCUUGCAUUUGCUUUCAGAUAGGCACCGCUAAAGCUGUGAUCAGAGCAUGGCCUGGACUGUGGAAGCCAAAUACCUGCAGGACUCAGAUCCAGAUCAGACUGUGAACACUUCAUAAGACUCAUUUGAGAGCAUGAGCCUUUACUCCAGGAGAAUGUUUCUUAGUUCCCCUUUCCCUUCAUCUCUGCCAGUUUUUGCUGUAAGGAGAUACUUGUGGUGCUGUUGAGAUGCUCUUUAAGGACUUAAUACUACAAAUAGACCCUAUCUUGCUUAUGAUAGGCUCUUCCCCUGCCCCCAUAUCAUAUAUUACAAAUGCUCCAAAAAUCAGCACUAUUACAUGAAAAAAAAAAAACAGAAAAGUCAAAAGCUGAGGUACUGAGUACUUUUUUCCCCUCUAUAUCAGCUAAAACAGUGGGCACAGUGCAAAAUGGUUCAUUAUUACUGUAUCAAAGGAAAUUCUCCUGCUAUAAUGCUGCCAAAUCUGGCUGUGCUGCUCCAGGAUGCCCAAACACAUGCUAUGAUACAGAGGUCUCUGUCUCAGUAGCCGGAAGGGAGGAGCCCCUCUUCCUUGCUGUCAGAUGUGUCAUCUUGGUUUCCACAGUCAAUUCCACAACCAUUUCUUAUCUCCAUAUGAAAACUCACAUGAAGCUUCAGUUCCUCUAAGCCUCAUAUUUAGGCAUUGAAGGGAGAUUCCUUACGAACUAUCAAGGACAUUUUUUAAAUCUUACUUUUACAAGUCAAAAUAUUUGCAUGAUUUAUGUGAACUAUAGUAAUUGUGUUGUAACCUGCAAAAAUCAUUUCAAACACAUUUUAUAAAAUAAAG
Messenger RNA from Rhea pennata, 2605 nucleotides. RefSeq names its product C1q and TNF related 2 (gene C1QTNF2). The transcript is spliced from 3 exons. The record is from RefSeq and is a predicted model, not a curated record. Gene Ontology annotation, molecular function: protein binding. Lineage: Eukaryota; Metazoa; Chordata; Aves; Rheiformes; Rheidae. Bases 229 to 1086 code for a protein of 285 amino acids.